Molecule: messenger RNA, 3112 nt
Organism: Cokeromyces recurvatus
Lineage: Eukaryota; Fungi; Mucoromycota; Mucoromycetes; Mucorales; Mucoraceae
Exons: 7
Coding region: 45-3017 (990 amino acids)
Biological process (GO): protein folding in endoplasmic reticulum
Cellular component (GO): EMC complex
Molecular function (GO): protein binding
Source: RefSeq, a predicted model, not a curated record
UCCUUUUAUUUUUAUUUCUUUUAACUGUUCAAUUUUUACAAAACAUGUUUUCGAUCACAAAAUGUGGUCUAAACCUGAUAUUAUUGGGAUUACUUUAUAUUAUAAUUCCAGUAAUAGCCAUUUAUGAAAAUGAGGCUGGUACAUAUGAUUGGCACCAUAAAUGGGUAGGCCAUCCUCGUGAAGCAUUUAAAAUUGAUGAUAAUCACAUUGCAGUUUAUUCAGAACAGAAUGUCAUUGCAGCUCUUGAAAUAAAUAACGGAGCUAUUGAAUGGAGACAAGUACUUGAAAAUGAAUUAGAUCAUGUUGUAGCUUCGGAAGCAGGUAUCUUCACUGUUUCUAGCAAUCCAGAACGUGCUCAGUUUUGGAAUAAAACAAAUGGACAAUUAAUGUGGGAAUACACUUUACCAAAGGAAGAGUACUUUGGAAGUACAAGUCCAGUUAUAUUGAAUGAUGGUCAAGUAGCUGUCUUUGUAGGAAGAACCAAGUUGAUUAAGCUAUCAAAUAAUGGUGAAGAGGUUUGGCAUUGGACUAGAAAAACAAAUCCAGAUCAGAUUUGGGAACGUUUGAAGCUUAUCCAUAGAGGAAAUUCGAUUUAUAUCAUUGUUGAACCGGACGAUAAUGAAGAAUCCCCUUUUUUUGUAAUUCAUACUAUUGAUAGUGAAACAGGAGACGCAACAUCAACUACUAAAAUUCCUUGUACUACGACAUAUGAAGCUAUUUCGUAUAUUGGAGAUUAUCUUUUUUGGACAGAAAACGAUUUACUUAAAUGGACAAAUAUCGAUAAAAUAGACAUUAAAAGUACCUCAAUCAAAUCUUUAGUUAGUUUACUUCCAACUGCUGAUAAAUUCGUUCCAUCUAGAAUAAGUCUUUUGGGCAAUAGUGAGGAUCCUAAGUUUAAAUCUUUUAUUCUUACAGCAGAAUACGAAGAAGAAGAAGAAAGCAGAACUACAAGUGCCUCUGUUCUCGUCUAUAUUAAAGAUGAAGCAUUAUCGUUGGGUACAUACUUUGGAGAACAGGAAUCAUUUGUAAGCUUUGAUACAUUCAAAAAUUUAAUUGCUUAUACUGUUAGAUCAACGCCUAAAGAAUCUAUUGUACAUCUUUCAUCGGAAGCAAAAGAUAUAAAGAUUCAACAUGAUGUUACCUUAUCGGGUGAAAUCAACUAUAUUAAAUUAGUUAAUCUUGAGCCUUUCCGUCUUUUUGUUGUUACUGAAGGGUCUUCAGUAUUUUUGUAUAACGAAUCAUCCAUUGUUUGGUCACGUGAAGAGUCUUUGAGUGCGAUUACUGAUUCAAAGUUUUUAGAUCUUCCUGAACAAAAGAUGUGGACACAAAUGGCUGAUGAACUCGAUGAAACAACUAUUGAACAAGCAGCAGAGAAACCUCUUUCACGUUAUGUCCGCCGUCUUACUACACAUACACUUGCACUUCGAAAAUUACCUAAUUGGAUUAUUUCGCAUUUUGUUGGUAUGACUAGUUCUACUUUGAAAGAUAACAGUAAUAAAAUUUCAAAUCUGGAGGCACAAUCUUGUUGGUUGAACGAAACACAACCUGAAUUGCUUUAUCGUGACAAUUUUGGAUUGCGUAAACUACUAAUUUCUGUUACCAAGAGUGGUAAGAUUAUUGCUCAAGACACAACUCAUAAUGGUAAAAUUGUUUGGAGCAGAUAUAUUGAAAAUUUUUCAUUUAAUGAGCUUCAUAUUGUUCGUGCUGCUUCUAUCAAAAUGCCACCUAUCAUUGUUGCUAUUGGUUCUACAUAUGAUGCCUUGGGUGGAGAGGCAACCGGUUUUGUUCGUUUAAAUGCUUUAACGGGCGACAAUUAUAUUUCAACUAUUCACGAAGCUGCUGAAUUCUUUGAGCCUAUUAUACUUACUAAUAUUGGCGUUGAUAAAGUGAUGCGUUUGCCAAUUGAAGAUCCUGAAGAACGGACUCAUAUUUUGGCUAUUUACGAAGCUGGUUCUGGACGUGUCUAUAUUUAUCCUGAUACACACGCUGCUCGUCAACGAUUCACCAACGAGUUUCUUCCCAAUUAUUAUUUUUCCUACAAAGACAGCCAUGGUAAUAUGCAAGGCUUUAAGGUGACUGAGGGCUAUAGAGGCAGCUUACGAGCUAAUCCUCUCUGGAACUUUUAUUUACCAGAAAAUGAAAGUCCUGUUACAUUAAGUCAUUCCCAGCCUUAUGAAAAGGUUGCUUCCUUAGGACGUGCUCUUGGUAACAGAAAUGUGCUUUACAAAUAUUUAAAUCCUCAUAUGUUUGCUAUGGUUACUAAGGAUAACGAAAAAAAAUAUAUCAAGAUUCGCAUUAUGGAUUCUAUAAAGGGAUCAAUUUUACAUGAAACUAUUCAUGAAAAUGUAGAUAUUGAAAAUAAUGAUGUACAUAUUUUACAAUCUGAAAAUUGGUUUGUCUAUCACUUUUGGAGUAAUGAUAUUAAAGGAAGAGGUUAUCGAACAGUUGUUCUGGAGCUCUUUGAAGGAGCGCAUGAAAAUAUGCGUAUUGAAAGUACUAAUUUCUCCUCUUUUGAUAAUGUCCAGCCUCAUGUUCUUUCUUCGUCUUUUGCUUUCCCUUACCCUAUUACUACUAUGGGAGUCACGACGACUAGAAACGGUAUUUCGACAAAAAACAUUCUUUUUGGUUUACUUUCUCAUCAAAUAAUGGCAGUUAAUAAAAGAUUAUUUGAUCCUCGCCGUCCCACCGAAAAGCCCACUAAAGAAGAUCAAGAAGAGCAAUUGUUUCCCUAUGGCCCUAUUCCAGAUGACAAGCGUCUCUUUUUGACAUACGGGUUAGAUGUUGCUGGUAUUCAAACUAUUAUUACAAGCCCUUCCUUAUUGGAAUCAACAUCACUUGUAUUUGCAUAUGGUCUUGAUACUUUCUUUACACGUUCCUCACCAAGUAGACAAUUUGAUGUUCUUUCAGAAGAUUUCUCUAAAGUUCAACUUUUAUUAACUAUUAUUGGUCUAAUUGUUGGUAUCUGGAUUACUGGACCUAUGGUGCGUAGGAAGCGAGUAAAUGCUUUAUGGAAAUAGAUGACAGUAUAUGUAAAACUUAAAGUUAGAGCAUUCUUUUAUUUUAUAUAUACAUCUAUUUAUACAGCCACAAUAAAGCUUCUAAUAUGUAUAAG